CCCGCCGCCCCCUCGCCGGCCCGCGCGGGAGGCUGGGCCGCGGCGGCGUUUUAACGGGCCGCCGGCGGGGCCGGGCGGCAGACGCGGAGCGGGGCGGCCGCGGGGCCGGCAGGCAGCAUGCAGCCCCAGCGUCCCCGCGGCGGCCCCGAGCCCCCCGCCGCCACCACCGCCGCCGGCGAGGCCACCAAGCCGCCCUACAGCUACAUCGCCCUCAUCGCCAUGGCCAUCCAGAGCACGCCGGAGCAGCGCAUCACGCUCAGCGGCAUCUACCGCUACAUCAUGGGCCGCUUCGCCUUCUACCGCGACAACAAGCAGGGCUGGCAGAACAGCAUCCGCCACAACCUCUCGCUCAACGAGUGCUUCGUCAAGGUGCCGCGCGACGACAAGAAGCCGGGCAAGGGCAACUACUGGACGCUCGACCCCGACUGCUACAACAUGUUCGAGAACGGCAGCUUCUUGCGCCGCCGCCGGCGCUUCACCAGGAAGCGGGGCCUGCGGGACGCGCCCGAGGGGGACGCGGGGCGCGGGAAGGCGCCGCGGGCACCGCGCUCCCGGGGGCCGCCCGCCGCCCCGGCGCCGGGCACGGCCACGGCGGAGGGCGGCUGCCACUCGCCGGCGGCCGCGGGGCGGCUGCUGAGCCCCGACCAGCUCAUCGUCGGCGCCCGGCCCGGCCGGCUGCCGCCCCGCGCCCGGCCGCCCUGCCCGUACCCGCCGGACGUGCCGCCGCCGCUGCCCCCGGCCACCCGGGCGCCGGGCCCCCCCCCGCCCGCCGAGACUGCCUUUGGGGGGCUGCCGCUGCCCCGGCCAGGUCAGUACGCGCUGCCCGGCGCGCGCCCGGCCCCGCUGCCCGCCCUGCUGCCCGCCGAGCCGCGGGAGCCGGCCCCGGCCUCGCCACCACCCCCCCCGGCCUCCCCGCCGGCGCCCGCCCUGGGGCUGGGGCAGCCCUUCGCGCCGGUGCCCCCCGUCUUCGCGGGGCCGCUGCUGGGCGCCGGCAAGGCCCCCCCGCCCUGCUUCCUCGACGGCGACGGCUACAAGGCGCCGGCGCUGCCGGUGCUGGGCUGCGCGGGGCCCGAGGCGCUGGGCGGCAGCUACCAGUGCCGGCUGCAGGCGCUGAGCUUCCGCGUGAACGAGCCGCGCGGCGCCGCGCUGGAGCAGCUGCUGGGGGCCCCGCGCCCCCCACCCUGCGCGGCCGGGGGGGCCCGGGCGGCCGAGCCCAAGGAGCCCUGGCCGGGCGGCGCCGGCCCGCUGCAUGGUGCCGGCGGGUACCCGCUGGGGCUGCCGCCCUGCCUCUACCGCAGCCCCCCCGGCAUGUUCUUCUUCGAGUGACGGACUGGGCGCCCGGCCGCCGAAUAAAGCU
Molecule: messenger RNA, 1357 nt
Organism: Dromaius novaehollandiae (emu)
Lineage: Eukaryota; Metazoa; Chordata; Aves; Casuariiformes; Dromaiidae
Gene: FOXS1
Product: forkhead box S1
Exons: 1
Coding region: 118-1326 (402 amino acids)
Biological process (GO): anatomical structure morphogenesis; regulation of transcription by RNA polymerase II; cell differentiation
Molecular function (GO): DNA-binding transcription factor activity, RNA polymerase II-specific; RNA polymerase II cis-regulatory region sequence-specific DNA binding
Source: RefSeq, a predicted model, not a curated record